UUGCUCACAGUGCCUGCACAGUUUAUAGCCGGUCGGACGGGGGCCGGGCUUCUCAUCCUCAACGGGUUCACUUUCUACAUGAAGAAUCAUCAAGCGCACGGCAAGAAACAGUGGUACUGCUCAUCGAGGGAUGUCCACGGCUGCAGAGCUGACGUCAUAACCUAUAAAGAUUCUGAGAUUUACUAUCUACCCUCUCAUCGAACCGGUAGCAUGGUGCUAAUUUUCAAAGAGAACAAGUACUGGAUAAACAACCGUUACCAGAACACGAUAAAUUGGACCUGCAGGGAUAGAAAGCGGCUCGGCUGCAACAGCUGCGUCCAGACCACCGUCGAGGGCCGCUACAUCAAACACAAGGGCUUUCACAAUCACGAGGAUAACUACACCAAGUACAACUUCAACGACUGAUGCGAAGCCCCGGCGUCGCAACUGCCAGUCAUCGCGUCAGUGGAAACUGUAAAGUUUUCACAAAUGUUAGCAAAGGAAUCGUCUGACUAAUAACCAUUUUAAUAAGAAACUGUGACGUGUUCCCUUUUUACUACUUUCCCUAAGGCGGUUUCCAGAGCAUACGUUAUAUUCUUACCGUAUUUAUAAAAUAUUGUUUCGUAUUACCCCGAGAACAAUAAUGUACACAGUAUCGCUUUUGGUUAAACAGAGUAUGGUUAUAUAGAAAUCCAAGAAAUAAAGGAGAGGUGGAAAUUUUAUUAGUUUAAAUUGAUAGGUUUUAACUGUAUCGCUUGAAAUGUAUAAUGUACUGUUCUUGCCAUGUUUAUAAGGCUUUCGCAAUUAUUCAGUUUGUACCAUGGACGUACAAUAUAAUUGCAGUACGUCAAUGAUUUGUAGUGUAGAAAUAUUAUGCAUAAUGUGCUCUCCAGCGUCCUAUCAUAAGGUAUUUAUUUGAAUUAUGAGCAAUAAUUUGUACAUAUAAGAUAACAUUAUGAAAAGUCAGUUAUUACGCUAAGUACUUAAGUUGUUUAUAAAAAAAAUGGAAAAAAUUGGCUGUAAAAGUGGUUCUACAGGGAAUCUAGCAUCGACUCUUGUUUAAGAGAUAUGACAUACUUGUUGGAGGUUUAAAUUUGCUCAAACCUAGCAUUUAUUUUUAAUUUCUGGUAGAAAUUUCAUUCCAAUAUACUUAAUUAAUCAAUUACUGGUUUAUAACCAUAUUACAUGUAUAUUUAGAUGUUUAAGAACGUAUUGUAGUGUAUAUUGCUUAAAAAAUUGUAUAAAAAUGAACUAGGCAAUAUGUAUCUUAGUAAGUCAAGUGACCAUACAAAACGUUAAUAGCUUUUAUUCUAUCACUGCCUAUAUUGUCUUAUAAUGAUAAUAAUAAUGUUUUUAAUCAAUCGUAUCAACUUGUUUAGUUAUCCGUGCGAUUUAAUAUUUAUUACUUAUACAUCAUCAGUGUAAACUCUUGCGGACAGAAUGACGUGCCUGUUGAAUUGAAUAGGCAUAUAUAGAUAGUGGCAUCACAACUUAUCGACUUAACCUUGCGUGUACUAGUCAUAAGAGAAAUGUAGAUAUCUGUUAUAAUAUUCCCCAAGCACUACGAUCAAAUGUACUUAUUGUAGUGCUAAUUAUAGAUUAGAGUUAGUGUAGGUAGUUUAACUUACUUUGCUAGUCAUCCCACUUCUGAUGUAUAUCAUCCUGUGCCAAAUUGAAUGUAAAAUUAUAUAACUUUCUAUAUUUCGAGUCUUAUUGUUACAUCGGUCAUGAAUAUACACUUAGAAAUCUUGUU
Messenger RNA from Zerene cesonia (dogface butterfly), 1732 nucleotides. RefSeq lists its product as uncharacterized. The record is from RefSeq and is a predicted model, not a curated record. The annotation marks the transcript as partial. Lineage: Eukaryota; Metazoa; Arthropoda; Insecta; Lepidoptera; Pieridae. The transcript has 2 exons.